AUGUCAGAUGAAAACGAUAACAUUGAGGUUCAAGAUGUUUCUCCUCCCGGACAAUCUAUCGGUAGCGAUUCGAACGAAAACGAUUCGACGAAUAAUUUAAAUGAAGAGGAUCAGAGCGAAUUCGAUUCCCCAGAGGAAGAACGAGAAGCCGAAAGAGAAGAGGAAAAUGAAGAACAACAUGAACUGGAGGAUGUAGACAAUGAAAAAGAAGACGAAGACGAAGAAGAAGAAGGUGAAGAAAAGGAAGGAGAAGAAGUCAAUGAGGAUGACGAUGAUGACAACGACGACGACGACGACGACGACGACGACGACGAUGAUGAUGAAGAAGAAGAUGAUGAAGAUGAUGAAGAUGAAGAAGGCAACGGCAACAAUUCUGCGCAGUCUGGUAGUUCUGGAGAAGAUGAUAACGGAGAGGAAGGAGAAGAGGACAAUAAAACCAAGGAUAUGGAGGUUAAUAUUACACGUGAAACACUAGAAAGAGAACAAAUGGAUGUGGAUGAAGCCGUAAGGAAAAUCACCGCCGAAAAAAAUGAUGAGAAUACUCAAUCGUCAACUAAUAUGGAAAAUGUUAAUUACGAUCUUUUGCAGAAGCAAGUUAAAUAUAUCAUGGAUAGCAAUAUGCUAAACUUGCCUCAAUUUCAGCACUUACCACAAGAUGAAAAAAUGUCGGCCAUUCUGGCAAUGUUAAAUUCAAAUUCUGAUACAGCUCUUUCCCUACCUCUGCAAGAAAUUGCCGUCCCACCUGCUGCCACUACCCCAGCCGCAAGUGGUGCAAGAAACCCUGAUCAAAGAAAAUCCCCAUUGUCAGAUGCUCAAAGGCGCAUGAGAUUUCCAAGGGCGGAUUUACUAAAGCCAAUUACAGAAGAAGAACACGAUCGUUACGCCACCUAUUUACAUAGUGAAAACAAGAUAACAGAAAUGCACAAUAUUCCACCUAAGUCAAGAUUAUUCAUUGGUAAUUUACCACUAAAGAACGUCUCAAAGGAGGACUUGUUUAGGAUUUUUUCUCCAUACGGUCAUAUUAUGCAAAUCAAUAUUAAAAAUGCUUUUGGGUUUAUCCAAUUUGAUAACCCUCAAAGCGUCAGGGAUGCGAUUGAAUGCGAAUCACAGGAAAUGAAUUUCGGGAAGAAGUUGAUCUUAGAGGUUUCUAGUUCUAAUGCUCGUCCGCAAUUUGAUCAUGGUGAUCACGGUACAAAUAGCAGUUCCACUUUCAUUUCUUCUGCAAAACGUCCAUUCCAAACCGAAUCUGGUGAUAUGUACAAUGAUGACAAUGGUGCUGCAUACAAGAAGUCUAGACGGCACACCGUUUCAUGCAACAUUUUCGUUAAAAGAACCGCAGACCGUACAUAUGCCAUUGAGGUCUUCAACAGAUUCAGGGAUGGCACUGGUUUGGAAACUGAUAUGAUUUUUUUAAAGCCAAGAAUGGAACUGGGAAAACUUAUCAAUGAUGCCGCCUACAAUGGUGUUUGGGGCGUUGUGCUAGUGAACAAAACACAUAAUGUGGACGUCCAAACUUUUUACAAAGGUUCACAAGGCGAAACCAAAUUCGAUGAGUAUAUUAGUAUAUCUGCCGAUGACGCGGUCGCCAUAUUCAACAACAUCAAAAACAACAGGAAUAACUCUCGUCCUACCGACUACCGUGCUGUGAGCCAUCAACAAAAUGUAUACGGCGCUCCUCCCCUUCCUGUGCCAAAUGGACCCGCCGUUGGACCUCCUCCCCCUCAGGCGAACUAUUACCAAGGUUACAGUAUGCCACCUCCUCAACAGCAGCAACAGCAACCUUAUGGCCAGACAUACGGAAUGCCACCACAAUCUCACGAUCAAGGUUACGGCGCACAAGGAGCAAUUCCGAUGAAUCAAAAUUAUGGUCGCUAUCAAAAUUCAAUUCCAGCCCCACCACCCCCUCAACAACAAAUUCCGCAGGGAUAUGGUCGCUACCAAGCCGGUCCAGCUCCACAGUCCUCUCAAACUCCAAUGGACCAACAGCAACUAUUAUCUGCCAUCCAAAACCUUCCUCCAAAUGUUGUAUCCAAUUUGCUUUCUAUGGCUCAGCAACAGCAACAGCAACCUCAUGCUCAGCAGCAAUUGGUUGGUUUAAUCCAAUCAAUGCAAGGCCAGGCCCCUCAACAGCAGCAGCAACAGUUGGGUGGGUAUGCCUCGAUGAACCCAUCGUCACCCCCACCUAUGAAUAAUAAUUACAAUGGACAAAAUAUGCCUGCAAAGUCUCCAGCUCUACCAAUGCCACAACAUAAUCAAGGGCAAUCUUCUCAACAACAGCAACAACAACAACAACAACAACAACAACAGCAACUUCCCGGCAAUAAUGUUCAAAGUCUUUUAGAUAGUUUGGCAAAACUACAGAAAUAA
Molecule: messenger RNA, 2367 nt
Organism: Saccharomyces kudriavzevii IFO 1802
Lineage: Eukaryota; Fungi; Ascomycota; Saccharomycetes; Saccharomycetales; Saccharomycetaceae
Gene: NAB3
Product: Nab3p
Exons: 1
Coding region: 1-2367 (788 amino acids)
Molecular function (GO): RNA binding
Source: RefSeq, a predicted model, not a curated record